AUGGGGGCCGCGACGCUGGCGGGAGCCUGGGCGGCCCCCAAUGCCACAGCGGCAGGCCCAGCGGCGGGCGCCAACAGCAGCGGGCCAGCGCUGCCCCUCUUCCACCUAUUCGCCCUGAUGGACGAAGAGCUGCACGCGAGCUUCCCGGGCCUGUGGCUGGCGCUGAUGGCCGCACACGGAGCCAUCUUCCUGGCGGGGCUGGCGCUCAAUGGGCUGGCGCUGUACGUCUUCUGCUGCCGCACGCCGGCCAGGACGCCGUCCAUCACCUACACCAUCAACCUGGUGGUCACCGACCUGCUGGUGGGCCUGUCCCUGCCCACCCGCUACGCGGUCUUCUACGGCGCCCGCGGCUGCCUGCGCUGCGCCUUCCCGCACGUCUUCGGCUACUUCCUCAACAUGUACUGCUCCAUCCUCUUCCUCACCUGCAUCUGCGUGGACCGCUACCUGGCCAUCGUGCCGCCCGAUGGCUCCCGCCGCUGGCGCCAGCCGGCCUGUGCCCGGGCCGUGUGCGCCGCGGUGUGGCUGGCGGCGGGCGCCGUGACCCUGUCCGUGCUGGGCGUGGCGGCCGGCGGCGCGCCCUGCUGCCGCCUCUUCGCGCUGACCGUGCUGGAGUUCCUGCUGCCGCUGAUGGUCAUCAGCGCGUUCACGGGGCGCAUCGUGUGCGCGCUCUCGCGCCCGGGCCUGCUGCGCCAGGGCCGCCAGCGCCGGCUGCGGGCCACGCAGCUCCUGCUGACCGUGCUGCUCAUCUUCCUCGUCUGCUUCACGCCUUUCCACGCCCGCCAGCUGGCCGUGGCGCUGUGGCCAGACCUGCCGCGCCGCGCCAGCCUGGUGGCCUACCACGUGGCCGUGACCUUCAGUAGCCUCAACAGCUGCCUGGACCCCAUCGUGUACUGUUUUGUCACCAGCGGCUUCCAGGCCACCGUCCGCGGCCUCUUCCGCCGGCGCGAGCCGGGCGCUGGGGCCACCGUUACCAUGCCCAAGAGUGCCAGGGAUUCGGCUGACCACAUCCUGGCCGCCAGCCCGCGCACGCCCCCACUGGCCCUGGCUAGAGGGCCGGAGGCCUAG
Messenger RNA from Echinops telfairi (small Madagascar hedgehog), 1065 nucleotides. It is a transcript of the gene GPR20, whose product is annotated as G protein-coupled receptor 20. Gene Ontology annotation, molecular function: G protein-coupled receptor activity. NCBI's taxonomy places the organism in Eukaryota, Metazoa, Chordata, Mammalia, Afrosoricida, Tenrecidae. Bases 1 to 1065 code for a protein of 354 amino acids. The transcript has a single exon. The record is from RefSeq and is a predicted model, not a curated record. Gene Ontology annotation, biological process: phospholipase C-activating G protein-coupled receptor signaling pathway; positive regulation of Rho protein signal transduction. Gene Ontology annotation, cellular component: membrane.